Molecule: messenger RNA, 504 nt
Organism: Ilex paraguariensis (yerba mate)
Lineage: Eukaryota; Viridiplantae; Streptophyta; Magnoliopsida; Aquifoliales; Aquifoliaceae
Source: the annotation of a GenBank genome assembly
AUGACAGCAAAGAGAAGCAGAGAAGAUGGAGAAGUUGAAGCGCUGGCCAUGGCCAACGGUUUGAUGCUCCUCUCUCGUGUAAGUCAGACUAUGUCAUCAUAUCCGGAUCGUCUUUUUGAGUGUAAGACUUGCACUAGAAAAUUCACAUCCUUCCAAGCACUCGGUGGCCAUCGAGCGAGUCACAAGAAACCUAAAUUACUGACAGUGGACCUUCUUCAUCUAGAAAAUCAAUCGAACUCUAAGACACACAAGUGUUCCGUUUGUGACCUUGAAUUUCCAAUAGGACAAGCACUUGGUGGGCACAUGAGACUUCACCGUGCGAUGGCAGCGCCAAGUAGUGAAGGAUUGGCGACAGAGAAUAAACAGUUGACGGUACCGAUGCCGGUUUUGAAUAAGUCGAAUAGCAAGAGAGUUAUGGGUUUGGAUUUAAACUUGACACCGUAUGAGAAUUGGGUGGAGUUGAGAAUCUGGAAGGUAGCUCUGAUGUUGGACUGUCUUCUUUGA